Molecule: messenger RNA, 717 nt
Organism: Glossina fuscipes
Lineage: Eukaryota; Metazoa; Arthropoda; Insecta; Diptera; Glossinidae
Product: glycerol-3-phosphate dehydrogenase, mitochondrial-like
Exons: 5
Coding region: 1-717 (238 amino acids)
Biological process (GO): glycerol-3-phosphate metabolic process
Cellular component (GO): glycerol-3-phosphate dehydrogenase (FAD) complex; mitochondrion
Molecular function (GO): glycerol-3-phosphate dehydrogenase (quinone) activity; calcium ion binding
Source: RefSeq, a predicted model, not a curated record
AUGAGAGCAAAUAAAACGCCUACGUAUAACGGAGAUAGGUAUCGCUCUUUUGCUGUUGCAAAAAUGGCUCCCCUUACCGGCAAACGUUGUCCCGUCAUUGGUAACCGUAUACAUCCCGACUUUCCUUAUAUUGAUGCUCAGAUACGCUAUGGCGUUCUUGAACAUGUUUGCAAUGCAGUUGACAUGAUAGCACCUCGCUUCCGUUUAUCUUUUCCAAAUGUCCAAGAAACUUUACCCGUAGUUUUUGAUAUCAUAGUUGAAGAAUUGAAAUGGUCUAAACAUGAAAAACAGUUUAGGCCGAAAUUAACAAAACAAUUUUUGGCUCUUGAAAUGGGCCAGGCAGUUAAACGUAUCGUCAAAGAUCAAGUCAAUGUGAAUUUAUCUAGCGAAGAAGUAAAGACAUAUGUUAAGCGCUUCGAAAUCAUUGAUAAAGAUAAGAAAGGUUAUGUUUCCAUCAACCACAUAAGAAGAGCAUUAACGAGCUACGGCGACGGCGAAAUUUGCGGUGAAAAAUUGCAUGAAAUUUUUAAAGAAAUUGACACUAACACAACCGCUCAAGUGGCGUUAGAUGAAUAUUUGCAAAUGAUGUCUGCCAUUAAGACGGGAGAGGUAUCCUAUGCAAGGUUUGCCCGUAUGGCCGAACUAGAGGCACGAAAAGAGGAGGCUGCCAAAUUUAAACGGAAAAUCACAGUGGAUCGUUCUGGCGGUGAUCUGUAA